This is a messenger RNA of Drosophila ananassae, 694 nucleotides long. RefSeq lists its product as uncharacterized. The record is from RefSeq and is a predicted model, not a curated record. Lineage: Eukaryota; Metazoa; Arthropoda; Insecta; Diptera; Drosophilidae. The coding region runs from base 98 to 514 and encodes 138 amino acids. The transcript is spliced from 4 exons.
CACGGCCGACCGAAUCGGCAUAGUCUUCUCCAACCUUCAGCCGAGUGCCAAGUCCUGUUUUCCCCCCAAGUGCAGCCAGCCCAAAGAAUCGGAAAAUAUGAAUCUGUUUGUAGUGCUGGUGGUUGUAUCUAUGUUCUCGAAUCUUAUCCAGGCAGCGCCAAGCGUGGAUAUUUCCAACGAUGAGUUAAUGGAUGGGAAAUAUUUGUGCGAAGCUGGCUCAAAAAAGUAUGAUGGACCAUUUUUUGUCAGAUUAAUUUCUGCUGCCAAUGGGCAAACAGUCGUUUGCUACGAGUGCAGUCAGUCGGAUUUCAAAACCAAAUUCAACAUUAAACCGUGCACCGAUCGAUUUAUGCCCGGGAAGAUCGUCGGCAACCAUCACCGGGAGAUAGUGCCAUACCUCGUCCGCAUGGAUCCGAUGUACAACAAGGACACCUGGAGCAGUAAGCUCAAGAGGAACUUUGACGAGAUCGACAAGGCAUCGGCCAGCUUCAGCAUAUUAAACCAGCUUGUCUAGUGACCCGUCGACUGAACAUUUGCAAAUUCUCACGGACUCCGACUCCAAAACCGACACCGACACCGACCGACUCACGGAUAUACUCCUCCUUAAAUGCUUCAUGUCAAGGGAUAAUAGAUUAUAGAUAAUAAAGAAAGUGCAUCCUCAUACCUAUAAUGAAUAAAACGACUAUAAUUGUUA